Molecule: messenger RNA, 561 nt
Organism: Trypanosoma grayi
Lineage: Eukaryota; Euglenozoa; Kinetoplastea; Trypanosomatida; Trypanosomatidae
Exons: 1
Coding region: 1-561 (186 amino acids)
Source: RefSeq, a predicted model, not a curated record
AUGCCGUACAUUGAACUUCCGUCGAAGGGGUUGUUGUCAGUGCAUCAGCAGCAGAAUGAUGUGGCAGCGGCACACUCAACAUUCAAGCUAAUCAUACGUACUACGGUCUGUGCCACUCUUUUCGCGAUUCCCUUUUGUGUCUCCAUCCCAUCCUCACCGCUGCUGAAGUUGUCGCAGACGCAGGAUACGAAGAAGACUCUUAUCCCACGCAUGAUGAGUGAUUUCUUCUACGUGAACUUCAUCGCCAGUUGGUGUGCGUAUUACUUUCUCGUCGAGCCGCGCAUCACAAAUGAGAAGGCGAAGAAGGGCUUCACACCGUACCUUGGGCCCAUUACGGCACAAGUGCCGGGGCUGUCGUGUCUCUUCGCCUCACACCUGUUCUACCCAGGCAUGUGGGCAGUAUUCAACGAGCGUACAUGGAAGGAGCGCAGGCGGGAGUAUGUUCGACUUACCACAAAGUGCUUCUGCGCAUAUGCGCCAAUUCAUGUUCCGGCUGCAGUUGCUGUUGGUGGAGUGGUUGGCCUUGUGUUGUGCCCGUUUAAAAUUCUCAAGAAGCGGUGA